This is a messenger RNA of Opisthorchis viverrini, 1440 nucleotides long. RefSeq lists its product as hypothetical. Lineage: Eukaryota; Metazoa; Platyhelminthes; Trematoda; Opisthorchiida; Opisthorchiidae. The transcript is spliced from 8 exons. The record is from RefSeq and is a predicted model, not a curated record. Bases 1 to 1440 code for a protein of 479 amino acids.
AUGAGUGGAAGACGAGUCCAGUGCUUCCACUCUUUGGUGUGCACUCGCCAGAAUAAUUACAUCAGGACAAAGAGACGACUGUUCAAACGAAGGAUACAGGAUGCGGCCUGUGAAAUCCGGUUACUUAAUCCACAGUCCCAUUUUCACGAGAAAAUCAUACGGAGUUUGACGAGCUCCCCAUCCAACUACGCCCUCAUAACUGAAUACUAUAGAAUGCCCAUUUGCCGGACAACCCUAUUGGUUUCUUUACCAGUUCCGUCCGCCACACUGUUGAUUCCGCUGUCGAUGAAUUGUCCAUAUAUAUCUAAUAUGAACAUGCAACACUCCCAAAUUUAUUCCGAACCCACUCACACUUAUGUUUUCCCAAGAUAUCAUGUACGUUUUCCAAGCUACAUCAAUUGUUACCUGAGGGCAUCAUCAAAGUCCCUAUGGUACGAUGGCAUAUCAACCUACUUUUCUCGCCUUAUCGCCGAUUUGCAUGCGCUGUUUCCUGGGACACCUAUAUACCUACUGUUUGUUCAUCGGAGCAUGGUCACAAACAUAAAAAGCGUCAUCUACGACGAAUUUUAUGACAGUUCCACCUUCGAAUUGCAGCCUCUCUUGGAUAAGCUAAAACCAGAGCUUGAGAGGACAAGAUGGCUCGCUCAAGAUACAGUCAACACAUCUUUCGUUUUCCUGCUAAGAUCCUACGAUCUUUCACAACUAAACGGAACCAUGUAUAGGCGUAAUACACUACUCAUGAGGUUGUUGAAAAUUCUUCGACAGCCCACGACCGGUUUUGCUCUCCUUGGGGCUCAUCAGUCUCAAGUAGAACAUAAGUUCGUUUGGACGCCUUCAGAUAUGAAAAAGCGCAUGUGCAGAGAACUACACAUCCCCAAGGUACCACACGUUCCGGAUAGCAGAUGUGUUGACGCAGCCUACCUAACAAGCUUGGCAGCAUGCGACCACAGGACCUGUGCCCUGCUUGCCGAAAGGGUUCGGGCAAUCCUUAGCUUGACCAGUUGCGCUGUUGCCAAACGCAUUGAGCUGUACACUAAACCCCGCAAAAUUAUGCACGUGGCCAUUCCCAAACCUAUUUGUCCAGAUAAGUCCUAUCCGACCAAAGAUCCACCAUACGAUACCGUCUGGCUUCAACCAAGUAUGGACCACAUAAUCCGGGUUUUACAAGACCUCGCCAGAAUGGAGAAGAUUCCCAGAGCCUAUCUACUUACCGAUGGAACCAGCGCGGUCGACACUGUAUAUCAGUCGCCGGACAUCAGGAUUUGGGCACCGGCAGUGAACUAUCAGGUAGUGCUUCAUCCACAGCGUCGUCGGUUCCUGAGGGAUGCAGUCUGUGAUGUUCCUUUACGUGCUGCGUAUGCCAGUCGACCGACUUCCUCGAAGGACUCUUCACACAACCACAUGAAGGGUGGAAGAGAGCCAGAGGCGGUCAAACAAUGA